This is a messenger RNA of Mytilus californianus (California mussel), 773 nucleotides long. RefSeq names its product DNA-directed RNA polymerase I subunit RPA12-like. Gene Ontology annotation, molecular function: zinc ion binding; DNA-directed RNA polymerase activity; nucleic acid binding. The record is from RefSeq and is a predicted model, not a curated record. Gene Ontology annotation, cellular component: RNA polymerase I complex. The transcript is spliced from 5 exons. Bases 115 to 486 code for a protein of 123 amino acids. Gene Ontology annotation, biological process: termination of RNA polymerase I transcription; DNA-templated transcription. NCBI's taxonomy places the organism in Eukaryota, Metazoa, Mollusca, Bivalvia, Mytilida, Mytilidae.
GAUGUCUGCGCCCAUUAAACAUGUGAGAGUUAAUUUUCCAAUGUAAAUUAAACUUCACGACAUAAAACGCCCUUUAAACAGCAAUAAACAGUGUUCAAUUUAUAUUUAAGUAGAAUGUCAGGAAAUAAAAGAGCUGUGUUUAAAAGUGACCUUGACUUUUGUCCAGAAUGUGGAACAGUGUUACCAUUACCAGGGCUUCAAGACUUGGUUUCAUGUAAAAAAUGUCAAUAUGAAAUUAGAGUAGAAGAAUUUGAUGGAAUUGAGAUAAAUUCAACAAUAAUAUUUAAUGAAGCAGACAUGAAAGAGGCAGCAUCUGAGAUCAAGACAGAAAAAGAACUGAAAGGACCCAUGGCAGACAAGAAGUGUACACAGUGUGGUAAUGAUGGUAUGGUAUAUUCUACAAUGCAAACUAGAUCUGCAGAUGAAGGACAAACUGUAUUUUAUACAUGUCCCAAAUGCUUGCACCAGGAGAUAGAAUAUUCCUAAAGGUCAGAAUACCAAGCUGCAAAUGUUAACCUACUCUAACUUGGAAAGAUUAUUUCCCAAUGGAACAGUUCCUUUUGAAGGCACAGGCUGUACCAACAAGACAGGACAUCUUACACAGAUUAAACAUUACAUUGUUAUUUUAUUAUUUGUAUAAUAAAUUUUAUUAGGUGCAAUAAUCCGGUUUAUUAUUUUUAUUUUUUUAUUAAAUAUAGACAUUGUGUAAAAUUGUCCUGAUUGCUCUUCACUAGUGGCCAAACAUAUUGGCCUAAUAAAGAACGUAACGGUAA